AUGUCCAAGCAGUUGGAGACGUUCAAAUCGAACCUGGAGGAGUUUGCCAGCAAGCACAAACAAGAAAUUCGAAAGAACCCACAAUUCAGGGUUCAGUUUCAGGAAAUGUGUGCCACCAUCGGAGUUGACCCACUUGCCUCUGGAAAAGGGUUUUGGUCUGAGAUGCUUGGAGUCGGUGACUUCUACUAUGAGCUCGGUGUGCAGAUCAUUGAAGUGUGCCUGGCCCUGAAACACAGAAACGGAGGGCUCAUUACGUUGGAUGAACUCCAUCAGAGAGUUCUGAAAGGAAGAGGUAAAUACGCUCAGGAUGUGAGCCAAGACGACUUGAUGAGAGCCAUAAAGAAGCUGAAGGUGAUGGGGAGUGAUUUUGGGAUGAUUCCUGUCGGUGGUUCUUACUUGGUGCAGUCAGUCCCAGCAGAGCUUAACAUGGACCAUACUGUGGUCCUACAGCUGGCUGAGAAAAAGGGAUACGUCACAGUCAGUGAGAUCAAGGAGAGCUUGAAAUGGGAGAAGGAACGUGCUUGUCACGUCCUGGACCACCUGCUGAAAGAAGGCUUGGCCUGGUUGGACGCUCAAGCAGCUGGAGAGGCACAGUACUGGCUCCCAGCUCUCUUCUCCGAGCUCCUGUCCUGUGAUGUCACACCGGAGGAGGCCAAUCAGAUGUCACCUUAAACAAAAGUAAACGAUGAGGUGGAGCGGGAACAGAAGCUGGUGACAGUUUCAGAGACAUGUUGGUGAAACGAGUCUGGAGGGAAGACUCGUGUGAUGGAGGUGGCUGGUUCAGUGGCAGGUUGAACUCCCUCUAAGAGGAUUUUCUGAGGAGAGUGUAACAAGUGCACUUCGGUUGUUAUAGAGUCACUGAAAGCAGCUCGAUUUGUGUUACACUGCAUAUGAAAUUCAGUGUAACUCCUCUUGUCUUGUAGUCAUGGUUGACGGGUGUGGUAACUCUCAUUGCAUAGAGCUUGUAAUUGUUUCAUUUUGCAUGUAUACACUCUACCUUUGAAAGAAAAGAAAACAUCAGCUGAAUUUAACUUUUGAUCCACGUUUUUAUUAUUAUUUCAGCAAGACCAUAUUAAAUAUGCCUACAGUUCAUCUAUU
Paralichthys olivaceus (Japanese flounder) is the source of this 1098-nucleotide messenger RNA. The record is from RefSeq and is a predicted model, not a curated record. NCBI's taxonomy places the organism in Eukaryota, Metazoa, Chordata, Actinopteri, Pleuronectiformes, Paralichthyidae.